Messenger RNA from Suillus paluster, 1152 nucleotides. RefSeq lists its product as uncharacterized. The annotation marks the transcript as partial. NCBI's taxonomy places the organism in Eukaryota, Fungi, Basidiomycota, Agaricomycetes, Boletales, Suillaceae. The transcript is spliced from 5 exons. The record is from RefSeq and is a predicted model, not a curated record.
GGUUUAUGGCAUCAGCAACCCUCAAAUGACCCCAAGAUCACAUGCAGUGAGGAUCUAGCAACAAUGAUUGCACAACUUGCAUCUGCACACUGUCACUCAUCUGCCCACAAUCCUCUCAACUGGUUGCAAGAUAUCGCCAACCAUGUGCAAACACUGUUGGUAGAAGACGAGUUGCUAAUUUCCAUUGUUGUGAGAUGUCAAGGGAUUGCGAGUAAGGAUGUCCGCAUUAACUUCCUGGUCAAAGGUACGUAUCCUAAACCUUUCUUUCUUCUUGAUAGUGUACGCCUCAAGACUGGUCUUGGCUUAACAGACAUAUACAAGAAAGAAAUCAAACCAAGCACCUCGGUUAGGGCAAUCUCUUACCGAACCUUUGCAGAAUGGCACACAAUUGGCUGCAAGUUCAUUGCCAUCGCCUGCGGUGGUUCCAUUUAUUCCUUGGUACUUAUCGCCGGUCUGGGGCUCAGGGUUGCUGUCGCAUCUAUGGUAGGGACUAUGCAUUUGAAUUUAGCAAAUAUGCUACAUUCGCCACCACCAAAUUCUCCUGAAAGAAAACUUAUCGUGGAAUACAUAGCACCCACAAUCACUCGCAUGCAUCUCAUGUCCCCACUUGCCAUGGACACAAUGUUCUCUCCUUCACUAAUCACUAGAUUUGCAGUGUCAAAGUCGGUCGACUGCACUGACCUCUCAGUGUCUGACCAUUUCUUUGACACUAUAAUCCAAAACAACCUUUUUUGGACACUCAACUUAUGGUAUAUGCUAAUAAUGAAACAGGGUCACAAGGCUCCAACAGACGUCCAACCAUGGGCAUUAGAAAAAGAAGGCAUGUGCACCAAUCACUCGCAGGUAAUCCCCUACCUAUCCAAAGAUUUGCAUGAACACCAUCACAUCUAUGGUACAAUAUCAAAGUUAUAUGAAGAGUUGUUUGAGUGGAUGGAGACCUAUCUGCAGGAGGAAUUUGAGCUGCUGAUGGAAGUCAUGUCAGUCUUGCCUGGAAACUUCUCUCCCCCUGUUGCGCCCUUCGUAUCUUUGGUCAUCAAUAUCAACAUGUGCACAAAAGCCCAUAGAGACAGCCUGGAUCGCCAUCUAUGUCUUGUCAUUCCCAUUGGUCAUUUUGAAGGUGGGGCCUUGUGGCUACUGGAGAACGGACUUGUC